UGCAAAAUGGCCACUCUGGACUUCUCUGGAGUUCGUAAGGAUAUUGAUAUUCGGUCGACAUUUAACCCGCUAUCGUAGAGAAUGCGCGCAGAUUUAGAAACUGAUGUGCGCGUAGAAUCCACCCUCUAGCAGUUUGCUGUCUUAUCGAACGGAACCUAAAAAUGGCAGACAUUUUUCGCUCUGCAUUGAACUACAUUAGCCAAACAGGGAAGUCGGACAAUGACUUCGUGGGGCAGUAUGUUGAGUUAGGACCUGUACAACUCAGGGUGCGACGAGUUAUCGCAGAGGGAGGGUACGGAUUUGUUUUCGUCGCCCAGGACACGUCAACCGGUAAAGAAUAUGCACUUAAGCGACUCAUGGCAGGUGAUGAUGCAGCCAAAAAAUCUAUACUGAAUGAAAUAACCAUCCUUAAACGUCUCCGAGGACAUCCAAACAUAGUGCAGUUUUAUUCCGCAGCAUCUCUGAGUGAAAAAGAAACUGAACAUGGAAUGUCUGAAUUUCUCAUCCUAACUGAGCUCUGCAGUGGAGGAGAGCUGGUCAAGCUGUUACAGGAGAGGUGUGGACAGCCAUAUCCACCAGACCAGGUUUUGAAGAUGUUCUAUCAAAUCUGCCGAGCAGUUGCUCACAUGCACAAACAGAACCCACCUGUUAUACACAGAGACUUGAAGGUUGAAAAUCUUCUCAUCAGUGCAAAGGGCCAAAUCAAACUUUGUGAUUUUGGAAGCUCAACUACUCAGCAACAAAUGCCUGAUGAGUCUUGGACAGCACUCCGGCGUAGUCUUGUUGAAGAUGAGCUUCAACGGAACACAACUCCCAUGUACCGUGCACCAGAAAUGAUUGAUCUGUACAGUAAUAUGCCAAUCACUGAAAAAGGUGAUACUUGGGCCCUCGGUUGUAUUCUGUUCUUCUUGUGUUUUAUGGAACACCCAUUUGAAGACUCAGCCAAGCUGAGAAUAUUGAAUGCAAAAUACACCAUCCCAGAGAAUGACACUAAAUACACAGUAUUCCAUGAUCUUAUUAGAUACAUGCUUCAAGUGAACCCAGCUGACAGACCAGACAUAAAGGAAGUUCUUACAGGUCUUGAAGCCAUUGCAAUUGCAAUGGAUGUUGAUCUUAAGGGUAAAGUGAGAGAUGAUCUCCCACAAUCUUCUACAGAACGAUCUUCUCAAGUUAUUGCAAGUGGUCCCCCUGUGCCACCAUCUUCUUCAUCAGGAAAUUCAGCAAUACUUGGUGGAGUAGUGAAAGGCGCCAACAGUUUUUUCAGUAACAGUAAGGAUAUGUCCAACAAGGUUAUGCAAUCUGUUGCAGGAUAUGUCAAGAAUGAUAUUGACUUGUCUUACAUAACAUCUAGAAUCAUGGUAAUGUCUUUCCCAGCAGAUGGGAUUGAGUCAACUUACAAAAACAAUAUAGAUGAUGUAAGAGAUUUCCUAGACACAAAAUACCCUGAGAAUUACUUGAUUGUCAAUGUAUCACCCAGAACAUACAGAACAGAGAAGCUCGGAGAUAGGGUGAUAAACUGCUGCCUAGUGGGUCACAGGCUGCCUCCUUUAGAGAAGUUGCUAUCCCUGUGUAGGAAAAUCAAUUCUUGGUUAAGGACUGACAGGAAGCAUGUGGUAGUCAUUCACUGUCAGGAUGGCAAAGAAGCAUCAAGUGUUAUUGUUGCUGCUUUUUUUGUCUUCUGUAAAUUGUUCAAAAAUCCAAAUGGAGCGGCAGACAUGUUCAGCAUUCGCCGCUGUGGUAUUGGACACAAAGUUUCACUCACUGCUUCACAGGAACGCUAUUUACUCUACAUCACUCAACUGAUUAAUAACCAAGAAUUGAAACCUCACAAGUACUCGGUUUAUAUCAAGUCUGUAACAAUUCAUCCAGUGCCAGCCUUCAACAAAGCCAGGAAUGGCUGUCGUCCAUUUAUUGAGGUGUACAAUGGAGAACAGAGAAUCCUUACCACAGUGCAAGAGAUUGAAAAAAUGAGGGAGUACGGUCUUGGUGACGGAAAGGUGUCAUUUCCUGUGAACCUCACAUUGCAAGGUGAUGUAACUGUUGUAGUGUACCAUGGCCGAUCUACACUUGGAGGAAAAGUUCAAGGGAAAAUGACUUCCAUGAGAGUCUUCAUGCUUCAAUUCCACACUGGAUUUAUCAAGACCUCUGCACAGAAACUUAAGUACUCACGAGAUGAAGUGGACAUCAACAAGGAUGAUGAAAACAAGUUUACUUCAAAUUUUACUGUCACACUUGACAUCACUGUUGAUGCAGAGGAAGCAAGCAGUUUGCCAACUCACACAUGGGAAACACUCAAAGUGGAGAAACUGUUCCCUCAAGUUUGUUUCUCUACUAAGGAAGAAUAUCUAGAAUGUCAAGAGGAGUUUGUAAAUGCAGAUGACCGAGAAUCAAACAUGGUUUUCAGUUCAAACUCAAAUGAAAUAGAAGAAGAUGAUAGCAAUGAGGAACUCCAAGUUCCUUCUGAUGAUGAUGGUGCAACAGGCAAUAAGCCAAACAUAAACUUCCUGUCAUCAAUUAACUGGACUACAGAAGGUGUGGAAACCAAAAGCAGUGAUGAGGAGUUUGAAAACCUGCGUGACAAGGAUCUCGACAAUACUACUCAACAAGUACACCAGAAUCAUGAUUUCUUCUCUCAAAGGGAAGGUGUUAGGGAUGACAUGGAUGACAAUUUAGACUUGUUUAAUUUAAAAUCACUAUCUAGUGAUGAAUUCAAUGAAGACUUGCUUAAUUUCAAGACUUCAGGUGAACCAAAUGGUCAUCUGUUUAAUUUGGAUGAUUUAGAUUCAGAUUCAGAUUCUGACGAUCCCUUUAACAAUGUAGAUUUGCUGAAUUUAGGCAAUGGUCAACAGAAUCAGGGUGUUUCUUCACAGCCAACUUCUCAUAUCUCAGUUGUGGACGACAUGGGAGUUGAUCUGUUGAAUUUAUCACCAGCAGGAAGUAAGGAUAGUCAAAAUGUGGAUCUUGUCAGUGGAACAGAAAAAAGCCCCCAUCGAAAAAUGAAACGGAAUAAAAGUGCCGAUGAUGUUCUCAGUCCUGGACUGCAUGAAGAUGAUGAGUUUUUUAAUCAGAUGGGAAGUCGUAGCUCCAGCUCAAGCAGGGAAAAUGUCACUUCAUUCAUUGUUGCUGGUGCAGAUUCUGCUACAUUUGAUCCCUUUCAGACUACAAGGACUAAAUCUCCUGAUCUGCCCACAGGGGGCAGUGGUAGUGAGCCAGCAUCCCCAGACUUAUUUGACCCAUUCAGCUCUGAAAGUCCAAGUACAAAGCUUUCUGACAAGUUUGAUCUUUUUGGUGCGGAGCCAGGUCAGAGCAACAGCAGUGCAGAAACAUUUCCACCUUUCAGCACAAAGAACAAUGGAUCAAACCUGAAUUCAUUCGAUCCGUUUGGAAAGACCUCAGCAGAGCAAGACCUCUUUGGAAUUGGUGGAUCUCAGGUUCCCACGGCAUCUGUUCAGGCUCCAACACAGAGUGAUACGGAUCUGUUUGGAGACUGGGGUGACUCCUCAUCAGAAACUCUUCAACCAUCUAAAGUUCCAUCACCAAAUCCUCAAAAAAAGCCAACUAGCCCAGCACCACAGAACAAACCAAGUGAUCCUUUCUCAGACUUUGGAAAUUUAACAUCAAAUUUACCAAAGUUUCCCUCUGCUCAAACCUUUAAACCAAGUACAUCAACUUCACCCAAACCACAGAGGAAACCAGGGCCCUCCACUAGUGCCAAUCCUUCUUGGUCUCGUCCAGCCCAACAACCAUCCUGGCAGCCUGGGGCUAAACUAAGUAGCUCAGCAAAGGUUCCACAAAAACCAAACUAUGCACCCUCCUACAGUAUGUCUGGUUCUUCUGGGGUAUUUGGAAACUAUGGACAAAAAUGGAGUGCACCCAAACCAGUUGGCCAAAAUGAAUUUAGUGACAUUCUAAAUGCACAAGGUUUUAAUCGCCCAGCUGCACAAGGGGCACAAACUCUAAGCUCCCUGAAAAAGGAACAAAACAAACCUGAUGACCCUAUCAAAGCUAAGGUCAAUGAGUGGUCUGAAGGUAAAAGAGGCAAUAUCCGAGCCUUACUAUGUUCACUCCACCUUAUCCUGUGGGAAGGAGAAGACAGAUGGAAACCAUGUGGCAUGCACAAUCUUGUUCAACCUGAACAGGUGAAAAAAUGGUACAGAAAAGCUGUACUGUCAGUACACCCUGACAAGCUAACUGGAAGCCCAGAAGAGCCAUUAGCACGUGCAAUUUUUAUGGAAUUAAAUGAUGCCUGGGCAAUAUUUGAAAAGGAAGGAUCCAAACCACUAUUGUAAAGGAAAAUGUUAAAACAUAUGAUGUGAUGGUCAGGUGAAAAGACUUUCUUUCAGAGAGAUACAGAGAAAAAGAGACAAAUGAAUGGAACUGGCAAAAAGUGAGAGAUGAAGAGAAAAAUGAAGGGGGGCUAUCCAAACAACUCCCCUCCUUCUCCAUUUCUCCUCACCUUGGCUUGUUUGCCUUUUUACCUCACUGCUGUUUUCAUUUGCUGCCAAUUGCAAGACUGAAAUGAGACAGUGUAAUCUGCAUAGAAUAAUUACUAGGAAUUAUUACCUCCCCGUAUAUCUCCCAGUUAGUUUUGUGGGCUAUGAUUGAUCAAUUUAGUGAAUGGGAAUUGUAAUGUACAGCCCUCUCAAUCCUCAAUUCAAGAGUUUUCUUGAAUUGAAACCUCCCCCCCAUCUACUUGAACUCAGAGAUAAACAAUUUUUUCUAACCUCAUUUUCUCCUUCCAUACUGUAACUUAUGAAACCUAAGCUUGUUUUUCCACUCGACCCAGAACUUACAGUAAAGACCUCAAACUUGUUCAGUAAGAAGCAUUAAUUUUAAAUUGAUGGGAAUAUAUACACUCAUUUGUAGAUGCUACAAGUUGAUGUACAUGUACAUACAUUAUUUCUUAAGAGAACUAUUGAAACCAUUUCUCACAGUUGUACUUCAUUUCAGAUCUCCCCCUCCCCCCCCCCAUCCCAUCCCUGAUAUCCUUAGAACAAAACAUAUUAAUUUUAUUGUCAAAGAUGCCUCCAAUAACGACAUCAAUUGACUACAACUACCUUGAUUCAUUUCGCAUUUCCUUUAAGAUAUUAAUUUAUCUAUCCCAAGGAGGGGUUUUCAAUGAGGAAACUAAAGGAUUCUGGUAAUUGUGGUCAAAUUACAAUUUUCAGAAAAUUUUUUACAAAUGCUAAUUUAAUUGCCUUCUGUCUUAACAAAUUGUGUUGUUGGAUUAGAUGCAUAUAUUACAGAGUUGACUUAAAGGGGUAUUAUUUUUUAUUACUUCAUGAUGAGAAAAAAUUAAGCCUUUAUUAUUUUGUUUCAUUAGCAAAUUAUUUUGUUUCAUUCAUGAGGCUACCACAUGUAAGUAGUGAUGUGUGAAAUUUUGUGUAGUGAAAUAUGUAGUGUCCAGGCCUCCAAGCCCAUGCCCAAGGCCUCAGGAGACAUAGACUCGAAUACUUAUUAUGCACUGAGUGAGAAAAUUUAGGAUAACAAAAUACACAAACUGUAAGCGAACUGUGUAAGCGAACUCCUGAACAUUACAAAAUAUUAAUCUUAAAAAAUAAUUCCUUGUCGUCAAGUUACUAAUGAGGAAUUAAUAAUAACUUGUGGUCAUUUGCCUUUAAUGUCAUAACUCAUUGUUUUUAGUAGCUCUGUUAUUCCUGAUGUUGGUUUUGAGGGGGUAACUUGGUUAAAACAGUUGGUGAGAGGUGUAUCUCUUCUAAGUCUGCAGAGUUGACAAACUUUGUAUUUAAAAUUGUCACUUGCUAUGGUGGGUUGGUCAAUUUUAAAUGAAGGGGGGUACAAGGUACUAUAAUGGGCCUUUAGAGGAAGCUUACCUGUAAAAGAAUGCAGUGGAUGUACCUCCACCUUUAGUUCAUUGGAAUUGCUUGGUAAUAGAUGUCAAAAUAAUCCACUUGUUAUAGAUAAUAUUUGAGUAACAGCUGGUUGUGCUACAUUUUGAGUUUGCUAAGUUGAAGUCUGGUAUGUUUAAGGCUGCUAGUCAGUAAACCCAGUAAACCAGUGUAAAUCAAAUGUAAGUUGUCAAACCAGGUGGUAUACCAUAAUUGAAAAAUCUGAGAAAUGGACCACCAUCCAUUAAACAUAUGGCUUUCACUUAAA
Stylophora pistillata is the source of this 6117-nucleotide messenger RNA. RefSeq names its product cyclin-G-associated kinase. Lineage: Eukaryota; Metazoa; Cnidaria; Anthozoa; Scleractinia; Pocilloporidae. Gene Ontology annotation, cellular component: cytoplasm. Gene Ontology annotation, molecular function: ATP binding; protein serine/threonine kinase activity; AP-2 adaptor complex binding. The record is from RefSeq and is a predicted model, not a curated record. Gene Ontology annotation, biological process: regulation of clathrin-dependent endocytosis; protein phosphorylation; positive regulation of Notch signaling pathway.